Messenger RNA from Ceratitis capitata (Mediterranean fruit fly), 525 nucleotides. It is a transcript of the gene Phf5a, whose product is annotated as PHD finger-like domain-containing protein 5A. The coding region runs from base 99 to 434 and encodes 111 amino acids. Gene Ontology annotation, cellular component: U12-type spliceosomal complex; precatalytic spliceosome; U2 snRNP. The transcript is spliced from 4 exons. NCBI's taxonomy places the organism in Eukaryota, Metazoa, Arthropoda, Insecta, Diptera, Tephritidae. Gene Ontology annotation, biological process: mRNA splicing, via spliceosome. The record is from RefSeq and is a predicted model, not a curated record.
AUUCUACUUUUGUUAUAAGUUUUUAGGUAUUCCGACUUUUUUUUCACAACCGGCGGCGGUAAACAAAUAAUUAUUUUGGGAAAUAUUAAAUAAAAUCGAUGGCUAAGCAUCAUCCUGAUUUGAUUUUUUGCCGUAAACAACCGGGAGUUGCGAUAGGUCGUUUGUGCGAAAAAUGUGACGGCAAAUGUGUUAUAUGUGAUUCCUAUGUACGACCAUGCACAUUGGUACGUAUCUGCGAUGAGUGCAAUUAUGGAUCUUAUCAAGGACGUUGUGUUAUAUGUGGUGGACCAGGUGUAUCUGAUGCAUAUUACUGUAAAGAGUGCACAAUACAGGAAAAAGAUCGUGAUGGCUGUCCUAAAAUUGUGAAUCUUGGUAGCUCUAAAACAGAUCUUUUCUAUGAGAGAAAAAAAUACGGCUUCAAGCAAAACUACUAGCAGUGUUGUUGACAAUUUUGCGGAUUUAUGGAAGAAUUCAAAAUAUUACAUCUAUUUUUAAUCAAAUGGUGAAACUUUUAUAAACAAAUGA